Molecule: messenger RNA, 2097 nt
Organism: Penicillium odoratum
Lineage: Eukaryota; Fungi; Ascomycota; Eurotiomycetes; Eurotiales; Aspergillaceae
Product: Kelch motif domain protein
Exons: 3
Coding region: 1-2097 (698 amino acids)
Cellular component (GO): cell cortex of cell tip
Molecular function (GO): protein binding
Source: RefSeq, a predicted model, not a curated record
AUGCAGCAGCAGGGCGCAUACCUGUUACCGGCCAGUCCCGCGGGCGGUCGUCCGGCCACUGAGUAUCGCCCCAGUGUCAAAAAGGCCGAGGGUCAUGUCCCCGCAUGUCUGGUCAACGCCUCAGUGACGUACUGCAGCAAUGAUCACAUUUAUGCCUUCGGAGGAUUUGACCAAUACACCGACGAAGUGUACAACCACGUGCUCCGACUGGACUUGAACACUCUGCGGUGGGAACUAGUCGAUAACUAUGGUGAUAUUCCCGGCGUUCGCAUGGGACACACCGCCACCUUAUACGAAGGCAACAAAUUGAUUGUCUUUGGCGGUGAAAACGAACACCGCGAAUACCUCUCCGAUGUUGUCAUCCUUGACCUUCAAACCUUCACCUGGGCCCUGCCUGAAAUCCGUGGCUCGAUCCCGCGUGGCAGAGCACGCCACGCCGCAGUUAUUCAUGACGAUAAACUCUUCAUAGUCGGUGGCGUAACCGGGGAGAAUAACAUUAUUUUGGAUGAUUUAACCUACUUAGACCUCCAAACCUGGACUUGGUCUCGAACAUGGAGCUUUACCGCUCGAUUUGAUCAUACAGCAUGGGUCUGGAACAACCGUCUAUGGAUCUUUGGAGGGUUGGGCCCAAAUAUGGAACGAACGACUGAUAUCUGGUGGCUCGAUCUUAAAGGCUCUCCCUCCCUGGCCGGCAUCACACCACAAGGUACCGUGGACUCCCUCGACGAACGAUUGCCCAUGGCUCAUUAUCCAGACUCGAUUUCUAGCCCCUCUACCCAAAUGUCUCCUCGCUCUGGAAGCUAUGCUGCGAACUCUGCCAGCGUUCAGGUGCGCAACUUUGGCCGACGGAAGCCCCUCGCUCCGGGCGCCAUUUCCUGUCUCCGAUUCCAUUCUGGUCCGAAUGUUCCCGCGUUGUUUUCCGGGACCCACUUUCAAUCGUUUGCAUCAGGGGUUCUUCUUGACUUGAUCACCCCAUCCGAGACCGUGCGGGCACAUGAUUGCAAUUUAGCUGCACUGGAGCUCAACUCGCUCCGUUGGCAGCGACUGGCCGAUGGCCAUGAGCUUUUUAGGCCGGGCUAUCGAUGGCACUACUGCACUGUCAAUGAAGCGGGUACAAAGGCAUGGCUGCUGGGAUGCAGUUUAGAUCUGGCAAACACUCCUGGGGCUAGUGACGAGAAUCAUAUGAGUGAAGUCCUGUCAAUUGACUUGGAGAAAUACGGCCUCCUAGGGAAUGAGUUGUCUGCCGAGGUGCCUGAAGAAGAUUCCUUAUGGCCUGACCGAUCUGUUCAUUCUCCUGUAUCGGGUCUGGGAGCCGAUAUUGCCUCUGUCUUUAACCAGCCUCCUGAAUCAAGCGGUGCUGAUUUUAUCAUUACUGCUAUCCGCGAUGAUGAUGACUUUAUGGGCUCAGAUGAAUAUCACGACACCCCUCCUGGAUCCCCAACUCUAUCUCAGCCAGCCUUUGUGGAACCUAAUUCAUCCACCUCAGCACCGAUACACGUGCACAAACUUAUUUUGCAACUGCGGUGGCCACACUUUAAGCGCUUAUAUUCCGCACAAAUGGCGGAGUAUCACACAAAGCGCAUGCACAUCCCUGAGCCAUACUCAGUUGUUCGUGCGUUUCUAUAUUACCUCUACACAGAUAGCAUCGCUGGGCCUCCCGAGUUCUGCUCCAGCGUGGUUGACGUGGCUGGGAUGUUGGUAAUGGCUAAUCUUUAUGAUAUACCUAAGCUUCGUCUUCUUUGCGUGAACCGCCUCAGUCGUGAGCUGGACGUAGACAAUGCUGCCAUUGUCUGGGAACGGGCCGGAAGAACCAAUGAGCGCUGGCUAAUGCGACGUGCGGCCCAGUUCUGUCUUGCCCACUGGGGUCGUAUAGUGCGUUCAGAUGCCUUCAAGUCACUGAGCCACCAGAGUUUGAUUGAGCUCUGCGAGGUCGUGGAUACCGAAGGCCGCAUCAUCGCAGGCCCAGAACUGGAAAUGGUAAGCUCCCUUGGCGACGAUUCAUGCGACCGGGACGGGAAAGGUCGCUUGGGAUUAGGGUCUGCAGCGGACGAAAUGUCUGAGCUUGAUGGAGAUGAUGAAGGAAUGGAAAUUUCAUGA